Patiria miniata (bat star) is the source of this 3248-nucleotide messenger RNA. Its product is annotated as CBL-interacting protein kinase 11-like. The record is from RefSeq and is a predicted model, not a curated record. Bases 223 to 1917 code for a protein of 564 amino acids. NCBI's taxonomy places the organism in Eukaryota, Metazoa, Echinodermata, Asteroidea, Valvatida, Asterinidae. Gene Ontology annotation, molecular function: ATP binding; protein serine/threonine kinase activity. Gene Ontology annotation, biological process: protein phosphorylation; intracellular signal transduction. Gene Ontology annotation, cellular component: cytoplasm. The transcript has 10 exons.
ACAGUGUGCGUGUAACUGCAAAAGCCCAUGGAAACAGAACAUUUGAAAACACGACGCGGUAAUGAAGACCCUGUGCAUCGCCAUAUCGUAGCAGGCGCUAGGUACGGGGAGUGCUGCGUGAAUCACAUCGGGGGGUGCUUGUUCACUUCACUCAUUCUUUUGAAUCAGUAGGCAAUCCCAUUUUCUUCGGCUUGCUUUAAAGUUUUCAGGGAUCAUUUAAGGAUGGGAAACGAGAGAAUCUUCUACACCGACGAAUCUCUUCAUCUGAAGAGGAAGGGGGAAGGAGUAUGGAUGCCGGAGAAGGGAAGGCCCGUCUGGGAUUCUCUGCAUCUCGAUCUGGUGGAUGAAGGCACCAUCGAAGAAGGACCUUUCUCGCAAGUUAGGAAGGUGUACUCUCGGAAGCUCAAUAGGUACUUUGCCUUCAAGAAAAUCUCCAAGUUACGAGCUCCCAAAGAAGCCGUGGACAAGUUUCUGCCCAGGGAGAUCACCAUCAUGCAACAACUUGCCCAUGAAAGACUGGUUGAAAUGGAGGCAGUUUUAGUCACAGAGCAUUACACCUUCAUUCUUAUGGAAUACAUCCCUCACGGAGACUUGACUAAAUAUAUCAACAGAAGAGGUCAUCUGUGCGAGGAAGAAGCUCGUAUGUUGUUUCAUCAACUCUUGGAUGCAGUCAGCUAUCUUCAUGCAUUGGAUGUGGUGCACAGGGAUAUCAAAUGUGAUAACAUCAUGCUAGAUGAACAGUACAACAUCAAACUUGGCGACUUUGGCUUUGCUGCAAUGUGUGAAGCAGGGCAAAAACUCAGUGAGUUUUGUGGUUCCUACGCCUACACUGCCCCAGAAAUCCUUGCUGGGAAAGAAUACGAUGGCAAGAAAGCUGACGUCUGGAGCAUAGGGGUAGUACUCUAUGCAAUGUUGUGUGGUCGUCUGCCAUAUCAAGAUGAAUCUUUGGACAUCCUGAUCGACAACAUCUACAAUCCUCAAGGCAAACUGCUCUUCCACAAGAAAGUAUCCAAAGACUGCAGAGACUUUGUGCGUAGCAUGCUGAUCACAGACCCCAAAGCACGAGUGAGUGUCAGUAAGCUGAAGCGAAUGGACUGGUUGAACAAGCCCAUCGACAUGUCCACGGCGGAUUAUAAGACCCCACAAUCAUCAUUUGAAUCAGUCGGUCCCAUGCCAGCCGGUGGUCGACCCCGCCGUGCCUCCCUGGACAUGAAUGCUGAACAUGGCUUCUCUGAAAGUCAGCGAAUCAUGGAAAAUGAGAAACAGUGCCCUCACACUGUCACUGAUGUUCUGCGAGCUGUGGCAGUCAGACAUGCAUUUGGUGAGAGCACCACAGAUAUCCACAGGCAUGUUGGGUUGCGGCCUGGAAUACACCUGAAAGCUAAUGAUGUUGGCUUGACCGGACCCGCUGGCCGCAGGAUCAGUGUACAACUUAGCCAACAAAACUUGCCGUUAUUUGCUGGUGGCAAGAUGCAGCAAACAGCCGACACAGCAGAUUCCAGCCGUCGUGCUCGGCGUGCUAGUCUCAUGCCUGACCGUAAGGACAGCUUGUCAAUGCUCACUUCAACAGCUCGUAAGGGUAUCCAACAUGGUGCCCUAGCUCCCUACCACGGGGUCCUACGUGCCACUGGCUCUCAGAUCCUAAUGUCCAAUGAAGACCUGAUGGCCUCUGCUAUUAACCUGAAUCAGGGCAAAGUCGACAAGGAGCUCCAUGACAUGCAUUACUACACAGGAGCCAAAGUAGCCCGAGCAGCCGGUGCAAAGCGACACAAGUCAGCCGAGUGUACCCGCCGCAACUCCGUCUUCACUGAUACACUGAAAUUACGGAGUCAACCCAAUGCCCUGGACCCUGCCGAACAAGCUAUUGUCAACAUGUUCAGAUCCAAAUGCGAAAAGAUCAAGUACAUGGUUGCUUAAGAACUUUCCAUUGUAACUGCCAAUGCCUAAUUUUCAAAAUCGUUUGCCUAUUAUGACCAACUAAACCUGAUUUAAAACAAUAGCUGUAUUAAAAUUGGAUCAAUGCACACCCACAAAUUGUAAACUUCCAAGGGUUGUCUAAAAAAAAACUAACUCUUCAGUGGUAAUAUAUAAAUAAUCAUGGCUGUAAAUUAUUCAGCGUUAUCAUCAUAAUACCAAAAAUUAGUGUAUGAAUAGAUUAUAAAAACCUCCACGAAAUGUCAAAGAAAUCACAAUGAAACAUCAAUAUUUGUCAAAUUAACGUUAUUAGGCAUUUGAUUCUGGAUAUGUUUUUUUUUUCUGUUUCUAAUGUUUCUGACGAGAAGUGUGUCAACCACAUUAGGCAAAAACAAAGGAAUGCAACAUAACUGCACAUCAACUGAAAUGCUUCUUUUAUUGACUUUUUUGGCAAUAAUACAGAGCAAAGUAAAUGAACCGUAUUAAGUUCUGAUGCACUAAUUGUGUAACUAUAAAUCAGUUUUAUUUUUAAUUAAAGAGGGAAUUCACAUGUUUUGUAAAUAAUCAGACAACAGUAUCGCCCACUCAAGGUUGAUAAUUCAUAUUAAAAAUACAAUAUCAAUAAUAAAGAUGGUAUUGCUUCAUCUAUUUCAUUUUUUUUUCAACCAAAAUAAAAUUGUGUUAAAAUACAACAAGGAAACAUUUUAAUUGAAACAAAUAUAACGACUUUCAUGAACAUCUAAGGAAAGAAAAAAAACCAACUUUGAUAAUUUUGGUUUACGAAAAUACAGAAAGAAAAUAUUCAAAUAAUUAAAUUUAAAAUGCUUGAUUUUAUACUGAAUGCUGGUAUAGCACAGACCUACAUGAUAACGAAUAUGAUAGAAAUAAGAAGGAACAAGUAUCAGUUUGGCUUAAAAAUAUAUACUGUUGGCAUCUUAGAUAAUUUGGGGAAACCAGCAUCUCGCUUAUUCCUGUUUCCAGAUAAAACGUACAUGUAAUAACUGAACAUUGGAAUGACAUAAUUAAACAUCCAACAACUAAACUCUUUCCACUGGAAAAUGACAGGUAAAUGAUACAAUAAAUGAUGACAUCAGCAAGUCACAGACUUGUUCAAGUCACUAAGCAGAUUUCAAAAGGCAAUGUUCAUCUCACUGGACACAUUUUUACUUAGUUCUUUGACAGUUGAACACUUCUUUGAAAAUUAAUCAAUAAACUAUUAUACUUUUUUGUGAUAUCUAUCAACACAAACAUUGUUUUAACAACUCAGUGUAAUGCACAUGUAUUAUAAACCAAACCUGUUGGUAUUAAUAAAGAGGUGUUUUUUUUUACUUGUA